Molecule: messenger RNA, 306 nt
Organism: Cyprinodon tularosa
Lineage: Eukaryota; Metazoa; Chordata; Actinopteri; Cyprinodontiformes; Cyprinodontidae
Product: gamma-gliadin-like
Exons: 3
Source: RefSeq, a predicted model, not a curated record
AUGUCCCAAAUACUACACAGCUGUCCAACUACCACCACAGCUGCUUUCCCAAAAGGCCCCCACAGUGCUUUCCCAAAGCUGCACCAACAACUACCACAGCUGCUCCAACAACCACCACAGCUGCUCCAACAACCACAACUCCAACAACCACAACAGCUGCUCCCACAACUACCACAGCUGCUCCAACAACCACAACAGCUGCACCAACAACUACCACAGCUGCUCCAACAACCACAACAGCUGCUCCAACAACUACCACAGCUGCUCCAACAACCACCACAGCUGCUCCAACAACUACCACAGCUG